AUGCAGAUACCUACUUUCUUACAUUUUUCUGAAACGCCCACUAAGGCCGAACUAUCAAGGGAUCCUGUAGUUCGUCGAGCAGUUGCUGAUCAAACUACACAGUGGUCUCGAUUAGCUGACAGACAAAGGCGUGAAGAACGAGACCUUAUGCAAACACACGUGGAAGAAAGGCGUACGCAGUUACGAAAACUUUGUACGAUUGCUCAGUUAGCACAGCAAAAGCAAUUAGUAGCACGGCAUGAACGGGAGAUAAAAGAUAUGAAUGCAAGGCAGGCUAGGUUAUCAGUUGAAAGCAUGAGAGAGGUUAUGAAUGAUAAAACUCUUAAAUCCAGGGGCAUCAAAGAAGGAAGACUCCGAGAAAAACAGCAGAAUAACACUAAGAAAUUUAUGGAGGAGCGCAAAAUUGCACAAAUGGUUCAGAACCGAGAAAAAGAGAAACUAAAGGACAUUCAUGAGAAGCAGCUUGACGAGUUGCAAAAAGAAAUGAAUGGGGUACGUUGGCCUUUCAGAUUUUCAGUUUUUGGAAGAAAUAUGUUACUCGAAAAAUGUGUUGAGUUGGAUUGCUGGGAUGGCAAAGGAGAGGAUGAAGAACCAAUAAUUACACAUGGAAAAGCUAUGUGCACAGACAUACUUUUUAAAGAUGUUAUAUAUGCAGUUCGAGAUACUGCAUUCGUAACUUCGGAAUACCCAAUUAUUCUCAGUUUUGAGAACCACUGCAGCAAAGGACAGCAGUACAAGCUAGCGAAAUACUGUGAUGAAAUACUAGGAGACCUUCUACUAAAAGAGCCGCUUAAAGAAUAUCCGCUUGACUCUGGGGUAUCACUUCCGCCACCAAGUAUGUUGAAAAGAAAGAUUCUGAUAAAAAACAAACGACUGAAAACAGAAGUAGAGAAACAAGAACUCGAACUUUUUAAGCAGGGUCAGUUCGUAAUAGAGGACGAGAUUAAAGAAGACGCUAGUGCCCCUCCGUUGGUUUCUGUUGAUCAACAACCGGUAAAGGAGGAGGUUGUCGAUGUUAUUGUUGCUGGACAGUCUCAGCAAUCUAUUCAACCGGGCCCAGGAGGUCUUGGAGAAAGCUUAGAAUUGGCUGUGGCACAACCUUAUACCGGAAGUACUACCAAUGUCCAUCCGUGGUUAUCAUCCAUGGUCAAUUAUGCACAACCAAUUAAAUUUCAAGGAUUUGAUGUUGCUGAGGAAAAAAACAUACAUCAUAAUAUGUCAUCCUUUGCGGAGACCACCGGUUUGAACUACCUAAAAACAUCAGCAAUUGAGUUCGUCAAUUACAACAAACGUCAGAUGAGCCGAAUUUAUCCGAAAGGAACCAGAGCUGACUCGUCAAAUUACAUGCCACAAGUUUUCUGGAACGCUGGAUGUCAAAUGGUAUCACUGAACUUUCAAACAGCGGACUUACCAAUGCAGCUGAAUCAAGGGAAAUUUGAAUACAACGGAUCUUCAGGAUAUCUGCUGAAACCGGAUUUCAUGAGAAGAUCUGAUCGCAGUUUUGACCCCUUCGCAGAAAGUCCAGUAGAUGGAGUUAUUGCUACUCAGUGUAGUGUACAAGUUAUAGCUGGACAGUUUCUCUCGGAUAAGAAAGUGAAUACUUAUGUAGAAGUGGAGAUGUACGGUCUACCGACUGAUACAAUUCGAAAAGAAUUUCGAACCAGAGUCGUGCCAGCAAAUGGACUUAACCCCGUAUACAACGAGGAACCGUUCUUAUUCAGAAAAGUUGUUCUUCCAGACUUAGCUGCACUUAGAUUUGCUGUUUACGACGAAUCAAAUGGAAGACUUCUUGGUCAACGAAUUGUCCCAUUGGAUGGCCUUCAAGCUGGUUAUCGACAUAUUGCUCUUCGAACUGAGGCAAACUUCCCAAUGUCGUUACCAAUGCUUUUCUGUAAUAUCGAAAUAAAAAUCUACGUCCCUGAUGGUUUCCAAGAAUUCAUGGAUGCAUUGACAGCACCAAAAGAUUUUCAGAACACUGAAAGCAUGGCGCAAACAAGAAUGCGGGGACUUGGAAUUGAGGAAAGUGAUCGAUCAGGAAUGGGUGGAGAUGCGAUGCAAGCUCGUCAAAGGGAAGCUGCCAAGCCACGAGAGGAGAUGAAAUUUGAACCAAUCACGGUUGAAGCUCUACGGCAAGAAAAAGGAUACCAGAAAGUGGCAAGGAAACAACAAAAGGAAUUGGAUUCUCUUAAAAAAAGGCAGCAGAAGGAGAAAAUUACUGUUCAAAAACAACAGUGUGCCGCAAUAGAGAAACUCAUUAAAGGAAAAAAGUAA
Molecule: messenger RNA, 2271 nt
Organism: Belonocnema kinseyi
Lineage: Eukaryota; Metazoa; Arthropoda; Insecta; Hymenoptera; Cynipidae
Product: 1-phosphatidylinositol 4,5-bisphosphate phosphodiesterase-like
Exons: 10
Coding region: 1-2271 (756 amino acids)
Biological process (GO): lipid metabolic process; phosphatidylinositol-mediated signaling
Molecular function (GO): phosphatidylinositol-4,5-bisphosphate phospholipase C activity
Source: RefSeq, a predicted model, not a curated record